ACAGCUGGGACAUGGUGCAUAAGAUGGAGGAGAACUGUAGAGAUCUUAAACAUCCAGUGACCUUCCCAGUCCGUGCUGCUCUGCUGGCCCAGUCCUUCUCACAGCUGUCAUGGCUGCUGCAGCAGUCAGACAGGUACUCCCUAACCGUGUGGACAGGAAAGAAUGAUGAGUUUGCACCGCUGGACUUGCUGCCCUACAGAACAGAGUUUGACGUGAGCAGGAUGUACUAUGACCUGCCAGACUCUGUCAGAACAGAACUCAUGACACCACACGACAGAACCUGAUCCUGUCUGCCUGGUUCUCACAAAGAGUGACAAACUGGAAACAGAAGGGAGGUGAACUGGUUUUCGACAAACUUUCCCUGAGAUCAUCUGCAUUCUAAUGAGGAUACAUUCUUUAAGUACUGUCAAAAUAAAUGUAUAUUUAUUGUUAUUAUU
Nematolebias whitei (Rio pearlfish) is the source of this 437-nucleotide messenger RNA. Its product is annotated as protein FAM151B-like. The transcript has 2 exons. Bases 12 to 284 code for a protein of 90 amino acids. NCBI's taxonomy places the organism in Eukaryota, Metazoa, Chordata, Actinopteri, Cyprinodontiformes, Rivulidae. The record is from RefSeq and is a predicted model, not a curated record.